AUAUAAACCAUUGUAAAAUCAAACUUUCAUUUAUGACAUUAACAUUUUUAGCAGAAAAUUAAAAUAAUUGACAUAUGUCAAUUAUUUUUGGCAAGAAGAAAAUAAAGAAAGAUUAAAUGCGAAUCCGACUCCUGUAAUAGGCGUCGAUCUAGGAGGAAAAGCAUAUUAGGGGCCCACUUUCCCCUUAGAUUAAAACAUACUAAUUUUUUCUCCCCCGUUCCAUUUUUUCACUCAUAUCUCUCUCAUGAAUUAUUAUUAUUUAGUUGUCAAAAAAAAAGAAUUAUUAUUAUUUAGUAUUCAAAUUUCACUAUCUUUUUAAAAUAAAGAAAAAAUCUUUCUAGAGAGAAAAAGACAUAGUCUGAUCGGUGUUUGACGAGACACUACACUUUAAAACGGGGUUUCUACAAAGUUUAACUCUUUUCUUCUCUCUCUCUUCCAAUCGCAAACAAACCCUAGCUUUCUCUCUCUUCCUCUCUACCUCUCUCAAGAUAUUAUCAUGACCGAUCCUAAAGAUCCCGAUCUGAGCAACGAAGACUCCGCUUGGAGACAACUUACAGCUCCAGAUUCUGUCUUUUUCAACAGAGACACUUCUAGUAUCCUCUCUGACUUUGGCUGGAACCUCCACGCUUCUUCCUCCGACAAUCAUCACAAUCUCCGUUUCGAUCCCUGUUUACCACCAACCUCCACUGUCCCAUCUUCCGUCACCACCACAGCAACGCCUGACCCAAUUCCAGCUUCUUCCCAUUCCUCAACCGUCGCUGCCGCUACUGCUUCUGUUGUCUCGACCUCUAAUAAUCCUUCGGCUACCUCCAGUUCAAGCGAGGGUCCAACGGAUAACUCAACCCCUAAAACACCGGAAACACCAAAGAAGGAGAAGAAGCAGGCUCAAAAGCGGAUCCGGCAACCUAGAUUCGCAUUCAUGACCAAGAGUGAUGUAGAUAAUCUUGAAGAUGGAUAUCGAUGGCGUAAGUAUGGACAGAAAGCUGUCAAAAAUAGCCCAUUUCCAAGGAGCUACUAUAGAUGCACGAACAGCAGAUGCACAGUGAAGAAGAGAGUGGAACGAUCAUCUGAAGAUCCAUCGAUAGUAAUAACAACAUACGAAGGACAACAUUGUCACCAAACUAUUGGAUUCCCUCGUGGCGGAAUCCUCACAGCUCACGACCCUCAUAAUUUUACAUCCCAUCAUCAUCAUCUCCCUCUUCCUUUGCCAAAUCCUUAUUACUACCAAGACCUCCAUCAACUUCACAGAGACAGUACAUCUUCACCGCGGUUAUUACCCCAGUCUACUACUGAAGAUGGACCUGCUGCAGUGUCGUCUAUUAAUCCAUCAGAAGAAGGCCUACUUGGUGAUAUUGUACCUCAAACCAUGCGCAAUCCUUGAGGUGCCUUUAUAGCAAACCAUCAUAAUCUUGGUGACAAUAGCUAAGGAGGUGCUAACUCAUUCCAGAAGAUAUUGCAGACCGGAAAAUUAUAUGGCCACAAUGGGUUGUAAGCAGAUAUCUCUACAUAUUAUUCAUUGUUGAUCAUGGUGUCUCAUCACCGGACGGAUUGCAGAUUCUUAAGGUAUAAAUGUAUAGCAUAAUUUUGAUGUAACUUAACUUUAAUAUAUCUGCUGACUUAUAUUAAAGUUAUUGCAUGUAUGUGCACUUAAGGAACAAAAAACGUGGAGCAAAUUCCGAUACUUAAUAUUUGCUAAUCUUUUUUUUCUU
Brassica napus (rape) is the source of this 1709-nucleotide messenger RNA. Its product is annotated as probable WRKY transcription factor 57. The record is from RefSeq and is a predicted model, not a curated record. Lineage: Eukaryota; Viridiplantae; Streptophyta; Magnoliopsida; Brassicales; Brassicaceae. Gene Ontology annotation, biological process: regulation of DNA-templated transcription. Gene Ontology annotation, molecular function: DNA-binding transcription factor activity; sequence-specific DNA binding. The transcript is spliced from 4 exons. Bases 497 to 1381 code for a protein of 294 amino acids.